GGAGUUGAAGUCCGCCAGGCUUAAAAUAGCCAAGGUUAGAGACCCCUGCUCCGGAGCGAGGCGAAGCGCGCGCGAGUCUAUUAGCGGUCGCGUGGUAGCGAUGGCGGCUUUCAGAGAGCGCCUGUCACUGGAGACUUCCCCAGCGGCGGCGGGAGCGGCGUUUGACUGGUUUGGCCGCGGCCGGCGGCACCGUUGCGGAGCUGCUCCGUGCGGGAGGAGGGCCCGAGGGAAGUCCUGACCGACUCUCCUCCCCGCCCUCCUUUCCCUCGCUCCUCGCGGCCGCCCAAGCCUCUCGGCCAGCCCCGCCGCCGCCGCCGCUGCCAUGGGCGUCCUGGAGCGGCUGAGGAAGGACUGGUUCAUGCUGGGGAUCGUCCUGGCCAUCACCGUCGCCAAGCUGGAGCCGGCCUUUGGGGUGAAGGGGGGACCACUGAAACCAGAAAUCACCAUCACAUAUGUAGCUGUCUCUGCUAUAUUCUUCAAUAGUGGGCUAUCCCUCAAAACAGAGGAGCUGACAAGUGCUUUGAUGCAUGUAAAAUUGCAUCUUUUUGUGCAGAUCUUCACACUUGUAUUCUUCCCAACAGUUAUAUGGCUAUUUCUUCAGCUUCUAUCUAUUACAUCUAUAAAUGAAUGGCUUUUAAAAGGUUUACAGACAGUAGGCUGUAUGCCUCCGCCUGUAUCUUCAGCAGUGAUUUUAACUAAAGCUGUUGGGGGGAAUGAGGCAGCUGCUAUAUUUAACUCAGCCUUUGGAAGUUUUUUGGGCAUUGUUAUAACUCCUUUGCUCCUACUGCUUUUUCUUGGAUCCUCCUCUUCUGUGCCUUUUUCAUCUAUAUUCUCACAGCUGUUCAUGACUGUUGUAGUUCCACUCAUAAUUGGACAGAUUGUCCGAAGAUACAUCAAGGAAUGGCUUGAGAGAAAGAAGCCUCCAUUUGGUGCUAUCAGCAGUUGUGUACUCUUGAUGAUCAUCUAUACAACAUUCUGUGAUACUUUCUCUAAUCCAAAUAUUGACCUUGAUAAAUUUAGCCUGAUCAUAAUAGUUUUUAUAAUAUUUUCAGUGCAGCUGGGAUUUAUGAUGUUAACUUUCUUCUUUUCUACCAGAAAGAGUUCUGGCUUUACACCAGCAGACACAGUGGCUAUUAUUUUCUGUUCCACACACAAAUCUCUAACCUUAGGUAUACCAAUGCUGAAGAUAGUUUUUGAAGGUUACAAGCAUCUGUCCUUAAUUUCAGUCCCAUUGCUUAUAUAUCACCCAGCGCAGAUCCUCCUUGGCAGCAUUUUGGUACCAACAAUAAAAUCUUGGAUGAUUUCUAGACAAAAGGCAAUGAAAUUAACAAGGCAGCCCAAAGUACCAGUGAAAGUAUAAUGGAACAGCCCUCGUGAAUGUAUAUAUGUCCUAUUUUGUACAUACAGAGAGACAAUGCAAAAGAUGAUCAUAUAUGAAUGUUGCCUCAGCACUUACUUUAUUUUUAUACCUACAAAUAUAUUUAAAAUACCUACUGAAGUGCCUUAAAGUACUUUUGACAAAAGCAUUGAUUCCAAAAUCAGAUGACUGGUUAUUAUAAGAGGUUGCACUCAGAAUUUGCAUUCACUCACUUUUAUUUCUCUUCCUGAGCAAAUCAUCCUAGCAGUGAAACUUUAAAGCUUCCAUGAUCACAUCUCAGUGGCAUGUCUCAAUCCACCAAGUGGUUCCUCUUCGGUAAGCUUUAUUGCAAGGAAUGAAGACCAAACUGGACCUAUCGCUUGUCCUAAUUAUUCACGAACUUUUUAUAUGUUUGCCUGAGCACUGACACCUUCUAGUUCCUUGAAGGAGAUGGUUUCUGAAGAUUUAAGUGAGAAAUGAACUUGAUUUUUGGUGAUUCUGUCAUGUCCUUAUUUUGACAUGCCUUUUUUCUUCCAAAUUUGUGUAUAUUCAGCAAGGCGCCAGCCAUUGGAGAGAAACUGAGAAGCAUAAAUCAUUUGCAUUUGUUGAGGCAAUUCUCUCCACCUUCCUUCAAAGUUAAUGGCUUCUCGGGAUAAUUCAGAUCCAUUUUUAUGGUGCUGUGGCAUUUAUAUCUUAAAUGAACUGUGAACUUCCUCAAAGACAAGGCUAUAAGGAAACACCAGUGAUUUACAAGCACAGCUGAAUGAAUGUUUUUAUUAUCAUUGCUAUAGUUUACUAAAACAGAUUAUCUUUUUCCCUUGUGCAGGACAUUCCACCCAAUAGUGACAGAAAAAUACUAAUAUUACAGUGGUCACUUUAUUGCCCCUUGCAAGCUUUUCAAUGCUAUAUUUUUCGAUAUCCCAUGAGCAGCAUACAAAAACGAAUGAGGUUGGAAGAUUGCCCCCUUAAGCUAGCAAAGAUACACAUAUUCCAUAGAAAUUUAAGCAGCAUUAGAAUGAAUAUAUCUAGUUAACCUGACAAUCAGAGUUUAAAGGUGAUUUUUUUAAAAAAAAAUACAUCUUAACUUUUUAGCAGGGAUAUUGAUUAAUACUCACAUUUGGAUAAAAAGAAAGGGAAAAUAAAACAAUAUAUAUUUAAUAAAAUAAUCAACAGGACACUUAAAGAUAUUGGCCUUCAGAUCUCAAAUUUAGAGACAACAUUAUUUCCACAGCCAUGUGGGAGUCAUGUGAUUCUAUAAAUUAAUGUAUGGGUUUCUAGUGGUUUCACAGCCCUGUUUUUCUUGACAUGUACAGGGAAGCUGCCUUAUCCAAGAGCACAUUUAUGCAUUUUCCUCUGCAUAAUAUUCCGUGAAGGAAAAUGCUAGUUUUAAAUACAGUUGCUUGUGUGCAUUAUAGUAGAAAAAUAGAACAGCCUUUUGGACACUGACAUAUAUCUUAUAUGUUGUUCUAAUUUCAGAUUUAAACUAUUGGAAACAUACCUACUACUACUAUCCCAGCAUGUUGGGAUUAACUGUCCUUUCCAAGUAAUUUUAUCUGAUGCCAAUUAGAAAUGUUUGAUGUUCGAAACGAUUUGUAUCAAAUAGCUUGCUCGCUAGUGUCCAGUUGGCCAUUUCUCUGAAAUAAGCAGUUGUUCCUAAAUGGUAAAGAAGUAUGAAUCAGCAAAUUCUAAGCAUCUAUUUAACAGCUAUUGCAUUUGGUGAAAUUUAACAAGUCAGCACAAAAGAUACUGGUGUCCUGACCCUCAAUCAUUUUUAUGUACAUCAUAAAUCAUAAUUCUAAAGUUGUUGUGGCAUAUAGAUGUCUUUAACAAUUACCACAUAAUUAGCAAAACCUGCAGAAAUGCACAGCAAAGCAAACACAAGCAAGAUUCUCUACUUAGCAGAUCAAGAUGUAAAUCACACAUUCCUUCUAUUUCCGACUGGUGGCUUAAUAUACAAUGAAGACCAAUUUUAAAACUUGAAGAGAGAAAAAGUUAGAAAAAGGACACACUGCUCAUUUUCCUGUUUGUUUUUAUAAAUCUUUUUCUAAGUUUAUAAAUAUGUGUUACCAAGUCAACAGCCCUUUUAGUCAUGGGCUAAGUAACAGAAAGAAUGAUUGUUUUAAAAGAGAUUUGCCAUUUAUUUUGCAUGCAAGUUCCAGGGAAAUGUAAAGAAUUUGCACAAGAAUGCAUGGUACCUUGUAACAGAGAUUCAAUUUAAUUGCCCAUUACAGAUGGAAACAUGGUUCUAAUUUGCUCUGACUCAUUUCCCACUCUUCUGUCUUCCUCUAAGUUGAGCAACAUCUUUUGAACAGUCAGUACACUGCUACUAUUCCAACAGAUCUACCUCGAGUUACUGCAGUAUCAUCAGUUCAAGAUUUUGAUGAACAUGUAUCAUGGCAGUUUCAUACAUAUUUUACCAAAUUCCAAGGAGAGAGGUUUGGAGUUAAAGUUGUUUAUGAUUGGAAAAAACUAAAUGGCAUAUUCUUUUAUUUACAUAACUGUUGAGUAGAUUGUUUUAGAAUGAUGCAUAAAGGAAAACUGGAGUGCAUAUUUAAAACCACAAACAACUUUUUCAUAUUUAGAAUGUUACAUUAUAUCUAAAGAUGGUUAAGACCCUUAAAGACUUGACUUAACUAUAAAAGGUUCUCUGGAUUGGAUGUUAUCUUGGAAAAAGACAAGCAUUCUGCAACUGAUUUUGUACAAGGGUCAUUCU
This is a messenger RNA of Pseudonaja textilis, 4070 nucleotides long. RefSeq names its product solute carrier family 10 member 7 (gene SLC10A7). The record is from RefSeq and is a predicted model, not a curated record. Gene Ontology annotation, cellular component: plasma membrane. NCBI's taxonomy places the organism in Eukaryota, Metazoa, Chordata, Lepidosauria, Squamata, Elapidae.